AUGAGAAGUUUGCAAGGCCGUUUGACAGACAAUGUGGCUCGCUGCCUCAGCUAUUACAAGGCCGAAGGACAGACCGAUUGGAGCAUUUCAACUCUCUACGAAUACGUACAGCAAAGCGACAAAACUAUGAAACGGGUCAAGAAGAAGCAGUUGGAAGCUGCCAUCGAGAAAGUACUCCCUGAAUUUGCACCAAGUGGACAAGAUCAAGAGGAAGGCAACAAUGCUUCUUCCGACGACGACCAAAAUGCAGAGUAUGCCCUGCCCACCUAUCAGGAAGCCAAUUCAAUGAAUCGAUCCGUGACCAAUCUUUGGAAUAUGCAACAACGACCUAGUGGUGUGGAUUCAGGUACUUCUACGCCCAAUGUGUCUGCACCUGGUACACCAGCAGCUACGACUACGACAUCCGUUCCAGCUACUCCAGCUGCACAAGAUACUGUGGAUGACAAGAAAUCGGCAAAGAAACGUACAAAGGGUGGAUCAGGAUCGGGUAGUUCAAAGCGUGCACGAGUUGAAAGCCGCGACGAACCUUUUGUACCAACAGCACGUCUUUCGGAUUUGGGUGGCAUUGAUCAUUGCGUCGAGGAGAUUAUGGAAUUGAUUGCUAUGCCUUUGGCUCAUCCUGAAGUCUAUACACAUACCGGUGUGCAGCCUCCAAGAGGUGUAUUGCUUCAUGGUCCACCAGGUUGUGGCAAAACGCGUCUCGCACAUGCCAUUGCAGGUGAAUUGAAUGUUCCUUUCAUCAACAUUUCAGCACCAUCCAUUGUUUCAGGCAUGUCGGGUGAAUCAGAAAAGAAGAUUAGAGACGUGUUUGAUGAUGCCAAGACCCAUGCACCCUGUUUAUUGUUCAUUGAUGAGAUUGAUGCUAUCACCCCCAAGCGAGAAACUGCCCAACGAGAGAUGGAGCGACGUAUUGUUGCACAAUUGCUGACAUGCAUGGAUGAUUUAUCGUGGGAAAAGACUGAUAACAAGCCUGUCAUGAUUAUUGGUGCUACCAAUCGACCCGAUUCUUUGGAUCCUGCAUUGAGACGUGCUGGUAGAUUUGAUCGCGAAAUCAGUAUGGGUGUUCCUGAUGAGAAGGCUCGUGAAAAGAUUUUGCGAGUUUUGGCUGAAAAGCUUCGAUUGGAAGGCGAUUUCGAUUUCCCAUCCUUGGCACGUGCAACACCAGGCUAUGUUGGUGCUGAUUUACAAGCUCUUAUUACUCAAGCUGGUGUCAUUGCUGUUAAACGUAUUUUCAAGCACUUGCGAGAGAUGGCAGUAUCAUCAGUCGAACGCGAACAACCAAAAGAGGAGGAAAAUGAUGCACCAAUGGAUGAAAAAGAAGAGCCUGAAUCAACAACAUCCAUGGAUAUUGAUCCAUCAGCUGUAGAGCCUACAGUACCAAUUGCUGAAUCACCCACUGAACCACCCACUGAAGAAGCACCUCUUAUCACUACGAGUGUGGAAGAAUUCGAGUCACAAUCACCUCUUGAACAACUACGAUCGAUUGCAGACUUUAUUCAAAAUCACAAAGAACCACUUACACCAGCACAGCUCGAAUCACUUGCUAUUACUGAGCAGGAUUUCCGUCAUGCCCUUCUCAAGGUACAACCAUCAUCUAAGCGUGAAGGCUUUGCUACGGUGCCUGAUGUCAGCUGGGAUGAUAUUGGUGCCUUGCAAUUUGUACGUGAUGAGCUACGCAUGGCUGUUGUGGAACCUAUCAACCAUCCAGAAUUCUUUGAGCGUGUUGGUAUCACAUCACCUGCUGGUGUCUUGUUAUGGGGUCCUCCUGGUUGUGGUAAAACUUUGCUGGCGAAGGCCGUUGCAAAUGAGAGCAACACCAACUUCAUUUCUGUCAAAGGUCCUGAGUUGUUGAAUAAGUAUGUUGGUGAAAGUGAACGUGGUGUGAGACAAGUAUUCGCGAGAGCAAGAGCAUCAGCACCAUGCGUUAUCUUUUUUGAUGAAUUGGAUGCACUUUGUUCAAGACGUGAUGAUCAGCAGACGGAUUCUUCAGCACGAGUGGUCAAUACCCUUUUAACAGAGCUGGACGGUGUAGAGAAUCGAAGCCAAGUAUAUGUUAUCGCUGCUACAAACCGACCAGAUAUGAUCGAUCCUGCAAUGCUUCGGCCAGGUCGCUUGGAUAAAUUACUUUACGUCGAAUUACCAACACCAGGCGAACGUUUCGAUAUUCUCAGCAAAUUGACAAAGAAGACUCCUCUUGGUGCAUCUGUUUCCCUAAAGCAAAUUGCAGAGGAUCCUCGGUGUGAAGGAUAUAGUGGUGCUGAUUUGGCUUCCUUGAUUCGCGAAAGUGCGGUUGCAUCAUUACGAAGCCGAUUUUUCAAACCCAAUGGCAUUUUGGAUACCAAGUCUUCUGCAGACGCCAUCUUUGUUGAAAUGGAACAUUUUGAUACGGCAUUCACCAAAGUUUCACCAAGCGUAUUACCACAGGACAAGAAGAGCUAUGAUAAAUUACGAGCCAAGUUUGGAUAA
Molecule: messenger RNA, 2466 nt
Organism: Lichtheimia ornata
Lineage: Eukaryota; Fungi; Mucoromycota; Mucoromycetes; Mucorales; Lichtheimiaceae
Exons: 13
Coding region: 1-2466 (821 amino acids)
Biological process (GO): ribosome biogenesis
Cellular component (GO): nucleus
Molecular function (GO): ATP hydrolysis activity; RNA binding; ATP binding
Source: RefSeq, a predicted model, not a curated record